CAGUUAGUAGUGCAAGCAGGUCAGCGGUCUGCAGCGUAUAAGGAUGUCAGAAGAGAGCAGAAAAACAUAGUCGCAGCUAUUAAUUAAAAUAAAAUGACGGAAAUUAGAAGACAACCACCAAUGGAGGGGGCGAUAAUAAGGCGUCCAAUGCAAGGGGCUGUUAUUCAACGUCAACCCAUGCAGGGGGCAGUAAUCCAGCGCCAGCCCAUCCAAGGAGCUAUAAUAAAACAGAGAAAAUGGAUGGAAAAUCCUGGGCCUAUCGAGGGCGUUCCACCGGGGCUAGAGCUUCUUGUCGACUUGGAUCAAAUCAUCGUGAAACAACUCAUGGAAUUUUCUGAAAUGAGUGGUUGUGGAGAAGGGAGGAAUCAGUAUGAUAUCAUCAACAAAUUGGGGGAACAGCUGUAUAAGAUAAGAGAAAAAUCUGAGGAAUUUGAGAGAAUAUGUUAUGGACCAUGCAGAGGCUUCGUCUAUCCCAUCCGUGACAUUACUGGACAGGAAGUUUUGCGAAUGAGCCAUGAUACGUGCCAGGGAUGUGAAUGGCCCUAUUGUAAAUCAGGCCCGGACUGGGGAUUUGAACUAGUGAUUGAGGCGCCUCCUGGUAACCUUGUAGGGUAUGCAAGAGAAUGGCAUGAUGGUCCCGGAUUUAGGACUGCGAUUCUAGAUGCCAAUAGAAAGGUUCUCUACAGAUUAACUGGUGAAGACUGUACAUGUAUAGGACCAUGUUGUCCAAGAGAUCUGGAAUAUCCAAUAACGGAUAUGGAUGGAAAUAAUAUUGCUAACAUCUAUAAACGAUGGGCAGGAACAUAUCAAGAAACAUUUUCAGAUGCGGACAAUUUUGGAUUAACAUUUCCAAAGGACAUGAUCAUUACCCACAAGAUUCUUCUACUUGGUGCAAUUUUCUUGGUGGACAAAUUAAAGCAUGAACACGACGGAAAAGGUGGCGGAGGCGGAGCCUGAAUAUAGAGUGAAUGUUGUCCUAAACAAUCUCUCUGGAACAUUUGAUCAUAAGAAUCUCAUUAUUGUUAAAUGUCUUAAUUGUAGAUUUUGUUAUUUUGCUCAAUGUUUACUUGUUGUAUUUUCCUGUUUUACCAAAUGCUAUAGGAGCAAUCCAGUAUACUUGAUUAUAAAAAGAAAAUAGCAUGCUGGUAUGAAUACUGAUACGGAAUCUUUUCACAUGUUUAAAAAUAAAUGUAUCUCUUUAUCCGAAUAUACGUAAUAGUCAUUGGAUAAAUAACUAGAACAAGUGAAUAUGCUUCUAGAAAUUACCUCUUCCAUACACCGAGGAGGUUAGAAAACCACAUUCUAAAAAGAUUGUUUUGCAAUGGGUAAUUCACGUAUGUAUUACAAACCCACUUUUAUAAGUUCAUCUCUUUAAUAAGAACGUGACAUGUAAAAAUGUGUAUUUAAUAUUGCUUAUGUCAUAAGUUUUUCAAUUCACUCCGAAAUCUUGAAUUAUAUUUUAAUUACGGGAAUCAAUUGAUGAAAACUUAAAAUUGUAUAUGCGAAUGUAUUUUACUAAAUCAUGGUUUAUGAAUAAUGGAAUUUACCAACAGGAAUCUAUCAUUAUUAACUUUGUUAGUAAAAUAUCUGUCGGUAUUAUGUUUUG
This is a messenger RNA of Saccostrea echinata, 1606 nucleotides long. Its product is annotated as phospholipid scramblase 1-like. Gene Ontology annotation, biological process: plasma membrane phospholipid scrambling. The record is from RefSeq and is a predicted model, not a curated record. The transcript is spliced from 10 exons. Gene Ontology annotation, cellular component: plasma membrane. The coding region runs from base 94 to 957 and encodes 287 amino acids. Lineage: Eukaryota; Metazoa; Mollusca; Bivalvia; Ostreida; Ostreidae. Gene Ontology annotation, molecular function: phospholipid scramblase activity.